CCGCCAUGAGUAGCUCCUAUUUAAGAACACACACUCAAUCUUCCCCUCAUCAGUCAUUACCUUCCAAGCCCAAUCUCAAACAAUGGUAGUCUCUCUUGGCCCAGGCAAAUUCUACGGCACCAGCCUCCCCCGCCCCCGCAUCUACACCGACGUCAAGUUUAACGACCACCGCGUCGACCCACCCCUUCCCGUCAACGACCCACUAAUGUCUUGGGCCGAGGAGGCCCACUGGUCCAUGGGCGGCCUCAGCUUCAAGCGCCUCCGCCUCCAGGGCAAAAUCGAAGGCAACGUCCAAAGGCUCCGCACCCAGCGCCAGAAGGCCCAGGCCCACUCCCAAAGCCCAACCCCACCCCGCGGAUCCAAAAGGCCCUCCUCUCCUUCGCCGUCUCCGCCACCGGCUCCGGUCAUUACGAAGCGCCGAAAGCUCAUGGAUCUGAUUCAGGAAGAAGAAGAGGAAGAAGAAAUUGAGCCUCCCAGAAGCGCCGUUCGGAAGAGUCGCUUAGUGAAGAAGCUUGGCGACGAUUUCGAUAAGGUCGCUUCGGAGAACGACGCUUCUGAUACGACGCCGUUCAAGGCUCGCUCUCGGAGGUUGGUUAAGGGCGGUGAGCCUGUCAAGAAGACGCUGCUUCAAGAAACAGAGAAGUCGAAAAACCCUAAGGUAAAGAAGAGUACGAGUGAAUCUGAGACAAGCCCUAGGGUUAGAGUUUCACCUAGAUUGGUUAAGCGUGUGUCCAAUUAAACCUAUUGUAAUUAGAUGUUUAUUCCUUUGCUUUUAUUAUUGUGCAAUUAGGGUCUGUACUUUUCAUGAAUGAAGACACAUGAGAAUAUAUUAUAUUAGCAAGAUUUUGUGAUUUUCCGCUUACAA
Cajanus cajan (pigeon pea) is the source of this 865-nucleotide messenger RNA. RefSeq lists its product as uncharacterized. Lineage: Eukaryota; Viridiplantae; Streptophyta; Magnoliopsida; Fabales; Fabaceae. The record is from RefSeq and is a predicted model, not a curated record.